This is a messenger RNA of Parasteatoda tepidariorum (common house spider), 819 nucleotides long. The record is from RefSeq and is a predicted model, not a curated record. Lineage: Eukaryota; Metazoa; Arthropoda; Arachnida; Araneae; Theridiidae.
AUGGAAACUUUAACGAAAAGACGUAGUAUUUUGAAAGGUAAAGUAAUGCGUAUAAAUAAUAUUCUGAAACCGAAAUUUGUGUCUGGGGAAAUAAAAAGAGCGGAAUUAGAUGUUUUUUCGGCUCAAAUGAACGAAAUAUGGGUGGAGCUUAAUGAGAUUCAUACGGAAAUUAUAGUUUCUUGUAAGAAUGAGGAAGAGGCAAGCAAUAUGAAAGAAUUUGAUGAUUUGGCAUCUAAUAUUGAUACGUUGCGAAUUAAUAUUGCUCGGGAAAUGUCCGAAUUGAAAUCAAAAGUAAACAACACUAAUAAUGGCGGCGUUUCUCCGGAUGAAUCGAAACUGAAACUAACUGAAUCUUGUUUAAAAUUGCCCAAAUUCGAGUUACCGAGUUUCUAUGGAGAUUUCAAUAAUUGGAUGUCAUUUAAAGAAUUAUUUUUGAGCUCCAUAGAUAAAAAUCCAGAACUAACAGAACUUCAAAAGUUUCAAUAUUUGUUUGCUAGUUUAAAGGGUACUGCACACAAGCUUAUUUCCGGAUUUUCGCUCACAGAUGAAAAUUAUAAGCAUGCUUGGCAGACUCUUGUUGCGAGAUAUGAUAAUAAACGUGAAUUAGCUUUCGCUCAAAUUUCAAAACUAUUUAAUCUAAAGGCAAUUAAAUCUAAUUCUGCGGCUUCGAUAUUUGAAAUUUUAGAUACAUGUAAUGAAGUUAUUCGAAUUCUUUCAACUUUAAAGUUGGAAGUUAAUCCUAUGGUAGAUGUUAUUUUAAUAUAUUUUAUUUUGGGUAAACUAGAUGAUGCACAAAGCAAAGAUGGGAAUUAUCUUUAA